AAUUCGACGCCUUGCUGACUGCAGACGCACUCGGAACCACGGAAUCGGAGUGGGAAUCGGAAUAGUAUUGAAUAGUAUUUGAAUUUGGGAUCGAAACGGGCUGCGGAUCGGACGGCUAGACAGACGCAUUUGGCCAAGUGUCGCGCGGUGCCAGGCCACACUCCAAUCUCUAAUGAAGCAGUGUUUUAGCUAAAUUUUUUUAAUUUAGUUCCAAUUUGGCUAUUGAAACGAGUUUCCAGCUGUGCUUGCCCCCUCUCCGGAGUGUGUAUUUUUUUGUGUGUGCGUGUGUUGUGGCAGGCUCAUUUGUGAAAAACUUAAUUUGCGGCUCUGUGGCAAGACACAUUUUCACCUGAAUUGCAAUCAAGUGCAAUUAUCAAACGAACAGCGAACAAAACAAACAUUGAGAUAACCGCCAUGUCUGCGGAAACAUCAAACACCACUCCGCUGCUGGACCUGCUGAUCGGCAGCACCAGCAGCACCAUCAGCCCCACUGCUGCACCGCCAGCAAGGGCUCUCUAUGCGAAUCGGAACCGUUUGAUCUUCAGCCUCAUAAUCAUGGGUCUGGGGGUGUUCGGAAAUUCUCUGGCUCUCGUUAUUUUGGCGCGCAAAAAGCACAACAAGAACAGCAAAUACACUCUCAUGUUGCGCUGCCUGGCCACCAACAAUCUAGUGGCUCUGCUGGGAAUGCUGACCACCUCGCUUCUGAAGUACAACAUGCACAAGGAGGGGGUUCAAUCCGACAUGCGGCUGGACUGUGUGGGGCAUGUGGUGUGGCGCUUCUUUGGCCUCAGUUCCGGAUGCAUUGCAGCCGUAAUGGCCGCUGAACGUUGGAUGGCCCUGGCCCGACCCUUUAUCUACCACAAGCACAUCACCUAUGAGCUGAUCCGGAAGAGCAUCAAUAGCAUUGUGAUUGCGGCCUUGAUCAUCACGUUCCUGCCCCUUGUGGGCUUCGGAGCCUACAUCGACGAGUCGAAUCCGGACAGAAUGAAGUGCAUACGAUACCGUGAUGCCGAGGGCUUCUGGAACAAGGCAUAUGCUGUGGUAUUCAUGGUCUUUGGCACGCUUCUGUGCAUCGUGAUCGUGACCUGUAACCUGUUCGUGGCCCACACCCUUCUCUGCGUGAUCGGUAAGAGUCGCACGGCCAAGCGGCACAUGCACUACGAUCUGGUGCGGGACAAGGCCAGCAUGCAGAGUAUCGACCCGGAGAGCAGCAGUGGCACCACCCUCUACCAGACGCAGUACAGCACUGGAAGCGGAACCGGCAGCAACCACAGUGCUCCCCACAGGCAAUCAUCCCGACAGUUCCAGCACAGUGUCAGCGUAACGAUGGCGGGCACAGAAUCCUCGCCGGUGGAGAUCAAGUUUGCCAAGCUGAUGGCCUUUCUGAGCAUCUCGUUUGUCAUCUGCUGGAUGCCACAGAUGAUUGCCAUACCCUUGGCCAUUGCCCCGGACCGAGUUGACAAGAAAAACGUGUUCUUUCUCAUUGCGGAUGUCCUCACGGCCCUGCACUUCACAUCGGAUCCGUACAUCUAUGUGCUGAGUCGCUCCAAGUCCAUCAACUGGUCCCUGCUGAGCUGCGUCAAGCGCUGGCGCGGCGGCUGGCGCCAGGGCGGACUACGGCGCUCCCAGAGCGAUCAGAGCCGGAUGCGCACCACCAUGACGGAGGCGAAUACUCUCGACUGUAACUUCAACUAAGUCUCGAACUCCAGCAUUAUUU
Messenger RNA from Drosophila persimilis, 1717 nucleotides. RefSeq names its product prostaglandin D2 receptor. Gene Ontology annotation, cellular component: plasma membrane. The record is from RefSeq and is a predicted model, not a curated record. Gene Ontology annotation, biological process: adenylate cyclase-activating G protein-coupled receptor signaling pathway; inflammatory response; positive regulation of cytosolic calcium ion concentration. The transcript is spliced from 5 exons. Bases 415 to 1695 code for a protein of 426 amino acids. Gene Ontology annotation, molecular function: G protein-coupled receptor activity. NCBI's taxonomy places the organism in Eukaryota, Metazoa, Arthropoda, Insecta, Diptera, Drosophilidae.